Bradysia coprophila is the source of this 623-nucleotide messenger RNA. Its product is annotated as protein FAM136A. NCBI's taxonomy places the organism in Eukaryota, Metazoa, Arthropoda, Insecta, Diptera, Sciaridae. The record is from RefSeq and is a predicted model, not a curated record. Gene Ontology annotation, cellular component: cytoplasm.
UCUGUACACACAUGCUUCAGUGUGUGUAGUGUCUUCUGAAAACUUUGAGUGACCGGAAUUAUUUUUUUCUUGUGAAAUAAUCAAGAUCUACUGCAUUACAAUGAGUGUUACGAUAGAGCAACAACGACAACGGGUGGAACAGGAGAUGACCAGAAAUGUUGAUGAGUUGGAUAAAUCAUUCUUACGAAAAGCGCAGGCUGAUAUGCACUUCUGCGCUGCCAGAUGCUGUGAAGACCAAACAUCCAGUAUUGACUCUGUACAGGGAUGUGUAGAUCGAUGCUCGGUACCGCUCAACAAAGCUCAACGCUACGUACACUCGGAAUUGGAAGGAUUUCAAGGUCGCCUGCAACGAUGUGUUAUGCAAUGUAAUGAUGAUAUUAAAAAUCAGAUGCCUCCAUCACCAUCAGAAUCCGAAGUGACCAAAUAUACCGCCCAGUUCGAACGAUGUGCUAUCAAAUGUGUGGACAAGCAUGUAGACUUGAUUCCAAAUUUAUUCAAAACAAUGAAAACUGUGCUGAAGAAGGGUACUGCCAAUUUACCGGAUGCUUAGUCGGAUGCAGUAGUUGUAUUAUACACGUGUAGAAGUUUGAGUUUAUUAAACAAUAGAUUUAUCGAUACGAAGA